This is a messenger RNA of Colias croceus (clouded yellow), 4631 nucleotides long. RefSeq lists its product as uncharacterized. NCBI's taxonomy places the organism in Eukaryota, Metazoa, Arthropoda, Insecta, Lepidoptera, Pieridae. The record is from RefSeq and is a predicted model, not a curated record. The transcript has 17 exons. Gene Ontology annotation, biological process: P-body assembly; deadenylation-dependent decapping of nuclear-transcribed mRNA. Gene Ontology annotation, molecular function: RNA binding. The coding region runs from base 72 to 3128 and encodes 1018 amino acids. Gene Ontology annotation, cellular component: P-body.
CGCUAGCGCCGUUGCGACACAGUAGCGUGACAAGUCAUGUCAUUUUUGCCCAUGAUAUAUGAAAAAAUCCAAUGGCAGAUUCUUUUUUCGGGUUCGAUACUUCGUUGUCGAACUUAAACGAUGAUGAUUGUGCAGAGCCGUCGGAGGAGGAGUAUGAUGCCCUCAACAAUGAGACCUUUGGGCAGGACUCGGACGAUUUCGACUGGGAGGUGGAACAUGAGCAUCUCGCGGAACAGUUGGAGAGCAGCCGCCGUCAGAAUGCAAUGGACGAAGCGGACUCUAGGCUUGAGGCAUCGCUAUCUCAGUUAGUCCUUGACGAGAAUGAGCCGCAACCGCGCGGUUCUCUAAGUUCCAACGUAUGGAGACAUGACUUAUUUCCACCACCACCUGCUCCGGCACCACAACUCAAAAAUGUGUGUACAGUGGAAGAACUGGAAAGGCAACUGCGGCAAAACCAACCGCCGCAGAACUAUAACCAGUCUUAUUUUCAGCCAAGAUUUCCCGUCAUUCUACAAAGGCCGCCAGGUCUUCAAGCGCCCGUUUCGCUACCAUUCGCGCCUCAACAACCCAUGGCGCAUAACAUGAACCAAAUGAACCAACCUGUUAAUAAAAUAAUUGGUCAAAACCAGAUGGGUCAAAGUCAAAUAGGUCAAAACCAGAUGGGUCAAAACCAAAUGGUCCCAAACCACAUGCAGAGUAUGAAUCAAAUUGGCCAGAACAUGAAUCAAAUGGCACAAAUGAAUCAAUACAUGCAGAACAAUCAAAUGAAUCAGUUCCAGAACAAUCAAAUGGGACAAAACAUGAUGCAAAUGAAUCAAAUGGGACAGAACGUGCAUCAAAUGAAUCAGAACCAGUUAUUUCAGAACCAAUUGAAUCAAAAUCAAAUGCCGCAGAAUCAGAUGGGUCCAAAUGUUAACCAGAUGGGUCAGAAUAUGAGUCAAAUGGGUCAGAAUAUUAAUCAAAUGGGACAAAAUAUGAAUCAGAUGGGACAAAGCGUCAAUCAAAUGAGUCAAAACGCCAAUCAAAUGGGUCAAAACGUUCCAAUCGGUCCAAAUGUCAACCAGAUGAAUCAAAAUAUGAAUCAAAUGGGUCAAAACAUGAAUCAGAUGGGUCAAAACGUGAACCAGAUGGGUCAAAACGUGAACCAGAUGGGUCAAAAUAUGAACCAAAUGGGUCAAAAUCAAAUGAUGUCUAAUGGUAAUUUUGGUCAAAAUCAAUAUCAGCACAUGGGAAUGGCUCAGCCAAGAAUGAUGGCACCUCCGCCUGGUAUGGGAAUGCCAAGACAGAACUUUAAUCAGGGUGUAAACCAGUAUAAUCCGAAUUUUCGUCCAACCAUCCCAGCUAAGAACGAACCAAUCAAUCAACCAGUGAACCAUGCAAAGAACCAACCGACCAAUCAAGUGAAACAAUCAACUAAUCAACCGAAUCCGAUCACGUCGCCCGUCAAAAAGAGAAUGGAGCCGAAAAUAAAGAGCCGAGUGUACAAUAAUUCGCAAAAUAAACCGCUAACUUCGCAGAAUUUGGUUCAAAUGAUACAAAACACGCAUCCAAUGUUGAUGUAUAACAGUUAUUAUAACGCAAGCCAGCAUCCCAUGUUAGCGAGGAAUUUUAACAAUCAAAUUGUGCAUCCUAUGUUGAGCGGGCAACGGAAUAAUGGCUUUGGGAAUACUUUGAGUCGAAACUCAAACGACGACAGCAGCACAGCAAGCGAGUCAGACGACUAUGCUGGUCUGAUGACACAAAGGGAGAAACAAUGGCUGAUCAAUAUACAGAUGCUGCAAUUGAAUACAGGAACACCGUAUAUACACGACUUCUAUUAUACUGUAUUUCUCGAAAGGCAAGCGAACAAAGAAAAAGCGGGGAUCAAAGAGGCGCAUAAAGCAAAUCAACAGAACCAUCCCUUCUACAGUGGUGGCGUAAAACAAGAGGACACGCACAGACACGCGCGCGAACGUCACAAUUCGCAUCGACACAACUCUACAAGCGAAGAUCCGCCUAGGACAUAUGUUCCGACGCAGUUUGAGAACUCGCUGGGGAAAUUACAGUGCGGUAGUGUAACAGCGCCCCGUAAGAUCAUAGACGUGGAGGUAGUGGGUUCGGAACCGCCCGCUUCGAGAUUGUCAAGAGCGCCCAGUGUUGCCAGCACUACGCAUCCCGCUGAGGUGCCCCGAGAAAUGAGACGAACUAAACAGCUUUUGCUCGACAUUGAAGCCCUAUACCUUAUUCUGCUAAGAUUGGAGGAACUUAACGAUCCUUUGGCUAUAUCUAACGCACUUAUACUUAAGGAAAGAGAGGAAAAACAGAAGCAACUAGAAGCAGCUCAAAAAGAAGCCGAGAGUCAAGAGGACGAGUCCAAUGUGUUCUUGAAGAACAUUGAAUCCGUGCAGCGGAGGCCCAAACAGGAUAGCCCCAAAAGUGACUGCGUUGAUAAGAGACAGGUGGUGAAUCUAGCGAUAAAUCAAAAACCUGUGCCCGUUAAGAACCUUCUAGAUGAAGACAAAGAUGAUUUACUAAAUAAGAUGUUCGCUGGCCUCCUCUACGGGGAUAGAUUGCAGCAAAUGUUGUCUGUUAGGAAAGGACGGACUCUCAUCACGCGUUUCCUACGCCGAGCGCCGCCAACACACACGCGUGUGCGUGCGCUGUGGGCGCGCCUGCUGAGAGCGCUCGGCAAUGUGAGACGGGAGCUUGGAUUGCAUGUACUGGCGCCGUAUUAUCGCAAAUACAUACAAAACAGCACGGGCUGGUCGGCCGUGUUGGAGUCGUGCGGUAUACUCGGCGAAGCCCUGGACCCGGCCAGGACUCCGUAUGCGCUCACUAAUGGGUUAACACUAAGCUGCGUGUGCGCACUAGCGGAAAAAGCGAUGCUUCUCUCCAACACACCUGAAGCAACAUCCAGCGAACGGCAAUGGUUUAAAUUCCUAAAAACAGUCGCUAGAGCUUUAAAAAAUACAUCUUUAAACGUAGCGAAACCCGCGUCGCCAUUAUCCGAAGUCAAAUUGUUACAUCACAUAAAACAACUCGAGUCUAGGAGUACUAUAGAGAUAUUGCAGAGGGGAAAACGGGCGUCUGACUUCGCGGAUUUGGCGAAAGGGGAAGUCGCGGAACUGUUGGUCAAGUAUUUGUGUUGAGGAUGUGUGGGGAUGGUCGUGUUGGUCAUGGUGGUCAAGAGGAUGGUCAUGUUGGUCAAGAGGAUGGUCAUGUUGGUAUAUACUCUACUAUAGAGGAUGGUCGCGUGGGAAUUGUUGGUCAAGGGGAUGGUCAUCCUGGUCUUGAGGAUGGUUAUGUUGGUGACGAAGAUAAUCAAUGUUAAAAAUUGUGUUUAAUUUUUAUAUAAUUACUGAUUUCAUUCACAAGAGAAUGUUGCAUUUUAUUUAUUUAAUUUUAACUUUAAUAAAAUAGUAGAAUAAUAAUAAGAAAUAAUAUAAAAUCUGAUAUUUAAUACAAAAAAACAAAGAUUCCAAUUCUUGAGUCAAUAUAAAAUAAUUUAUAAUAUGUCUUCAAUGUAUCACACAUUUAAUGCAAACAUUUGUCCUACUUUGGCCAAAAUGUACCAAUCACGACCAACACCAAUCCAUCCAAAUCAACAUCAAUCAUUUCGCCAAUGUAUGGCCAAUUCUCUGCAAACAACACAAUAUUAUAAUGUAAAAUAUAUGUAGAUAAUAUAUAUUUUAGAUAUAUAACAAUUAUUUGUAAUUACUGCAUUGUACAUAACGUUUGAAACACAAAUAAUAUUAUAAAAAUGCAAUUUUUCGUCUAAUUUUUAUGCUAUUUACUGUUGUAUUAGUAAAUUUGAUAAAUUAAAAAAAAUACUAAUACGACAAGCGUCUAAGUAAAUUAGUUAUGAUUCUUUUUAAUUACAGAUUCUCAUGAAUUUAUUAGUUUUUUUUUAACGAAAUGACUAGGCGUUUAGUUGGAUACUGAUAAUAUUUUGAAUAUAAUUAUUUUUCCCUGUAUGUUUAAUAGUUAUUAUUUACAAGAAGUGGGAUUGAGUUGAGAUUAGCACAAUAUUUUUUUUUCGUAAAAUAAUUUAAAAAAAUUUAAAAUUAUAAUUCGUUUUUUUUAUUGGUGAAAACUUGUAGAUAAUUUUUUUUCGUUAUAUUUCGGUGGUAGUAAAGUAAAUAUAUUAAGGAAUUAAUAAAAGUUCAAUUUGACGAAGAUAUUGUCAAAUAAUAUUUAUUUUUAAUAACGUAUAGGGAAAAAGUAUAUAGAAAAAACAUUCUCAAUAUGUCUGUCUCUUUCUGCCAUUCAGAAAUACAAUACGUUAGAGUGAGAGAGAUAGCUACGUAAUAUGUAUGGAAAUAAAUGUAUCUUAUAUAUAAAAAUGAUGGUAAGCGCAUAACUCGGGAACGGCUGAACCGAUUUCGAUAAUUCUUUUUUUAUUAUAUUCCUUGAAGUACCAGGAUGGUUCUUAUGAAACGUAAACAUGUACCACGGGCGAAGCCGGGGCGGACCGCUAGUUAUUAAAUAAAGAUUUUUCUCAAUAAAAUCGUGAAUAAAAUACUCGCAUUUAGUAUCGAUAAAACAUUAGUAUACGUAAUAAAUAUUUUUCUAGAUACUGGUCGUUUGUAUAAGAAAAAUAAUGUAUAUACUAAUAAUGUAAUAAUAAAUAUAACUAUUAAAUAAUAAAUUAA